CUGCCACAGUUCGCGUACCUACCUACCAGUUCAUUUGCUCGCGAAUGCCGUUUUAUCCGGUGUCAAAAGACGUACUAAACCACUCAGGUUAAGCUCGUCAAAAGCAACUCGCACCGCCUUGCUGCUAUUUCGCUCCGGCCCAGAGUGCUCGACACCCCGUGGCUACACUAAAACUCACUAGCUCUCGAUACUCCAAUAGCUAUCCGUCCCCAUGCUCGCGCCUCCUGAGCAAUCUUGAUUCUGCGACCUUCGCGCCGGAAUUUGCUCCAACUGGCCGAAUUGGCCACUGUAGCUCCCAAUCGACGACAUUACACUGCUUAUACUACAACAACCGAGCCGAGUCCUUCUGCGACGAUGCCGUGGCAGCCUCUCCCGAGGAUAGCGUUUGCUGUAGCAACCUACCCGUUCCGAGCUCAGGACCCCGCGGAUCUUCCCCUCGAAAUUGGCGAUGAACUAUAUAUUAUAGAAGAGACCUCAGAUGCCAAGUGGCUUAGAGGUUACCUCGUUGCUCCUCCAAGUCUUCUUGCUGGAUUGACUUCCGUGCAGGGCCAGACUCUUGAAGCUCGUGUCUUUAGCGGCAUCUUCCCCAGAAGCUGCGUAGAGGUUAGAGAGCUGCUUGGCGAGCAAGAUGAUUUGGAGGCUGAAGUGGCAUCUUCAGAAGCUUUGAGCAAUGGAAAUAUCGACGCACACAAACCUUCGAACCGGAACGGACAUACAGACCAGGCCAACGGCACAUUUGGAACGCUCUCUAUCCCAGUAAAGAGAAACCCGAAUGCGCCUCGCCCGGCAGCCCCGGUUCCUAUGCUCAAAAUUGGCGACGAGACCCCGACUUCUGCAUCAGAACCUCUCGUAGACGAAAUCUCGUCCUGCCUCCGCGAGUGGCAUUCCAAAAAUCUACACCAGUUGCUACUUUCUCGACAAUAUGCCAAGUUGGACAAGCUGUCCGCGCUGAUUGCUAGACUCAACUAUCAUCGCCAGCAGUUCUUGUACAAUGUCUUGACCCAACACGAGUACAAUCUGCUGAGGGAAAAAACUGUUUGGGAUUUGGUUCAAGUUAAUAAGCUAUGCGGUGGCGAAGUCAUAGUCCGCGAUCCUUCAGCUCGAGGCCGUAUCUUAACUGCUGAUGACUCGGUCGUUUCCAUAACGGAACUACAAUCAGUGAUGAGCUUGCUUGAUGAGCCUCCACAGCCAUCAGUAGAGCUGACGACACUUCACCACUUGCUUAUUGACGUCAAAGGAUUCGCCAGUUCCUCGAGUGACGAAACUACCCUAGUUGCGUAUUUGGUUCGCAAACCAGAACACGAAAAAGCUGUCAAUCUAUCAGAAUGCUUCAAUGUUACAAUACCGGCUGGCCGCCCGAUCAACAGUCUCGACCAAGAUUCUCAGAGGAAAACUCUCUUUACAGAGUUAUCAAGCCAGGAUAUAGGAGAUGUCUCAGCGUCUGUUUCUGAUUUAUAUCUUGUCAUUAAGGUGCUUAGCAAUCAACAAAUUUCUGUUCGACCUGUGUCUCGUGUGGGCACAGCGGGAGAAAGCUUCUACACGAACCAGCAUACAAAGUCUCUUCCAACGGGUGGUAAAGGUUCCCGAAGAAGCUUCAUGUGGGGAAGCAUGACGGGACGAUCUACCUUCUCUCGUGGUUCGCCGACUACCAGGAUGGAUGUCGUCAGCGAACACUCUGAUAGCCGCCCACGUACAGAUCGAACAUUGGAGAGCCGUGAGGGCCCAACUCCUCCCAAAACUGCUGCUUCCCAAAGCAGCAGUUCACUAGUGCACGAGACACAAACAGGACAGAGACCUGUGGGAAUCGCCGUUCUCAAGUUGAAUGCUUUAAUGAAGUAUAGCGAAGAGACGGAGCUAAUUGCUAAUAUUUGGUCACCGUGUGCUGCUGGUUCUUCCACCGACACAUCCGACUCUGAUUGGGUGCCGUUGAUUCGCGAAUUAAUGUCAAACCCCAAUAACGGCUUUGAGAAGUCCAGGCGAGGCGAGCGGUUGCAGGUUUCUCUGAAAGUAUUCGAACAUCAGGAUGCCGACAUGUUAAUCAAAGCAAACCCAACUGUACUAGCUGGUGUCCCGAAAACUCCGAGAAUUGGCUUUUCUGGAGCACCUACAAGUACGAGAUCCGAUAUCUACUUCACGCUCGACAAUGCUGCCCUCUCGAGACAAAAUCUCCUUUCGCGAUUUGGUGGAAGCGCGACAAGCCUGCCGCCAGGAAUUUCUGGUAACAACUUGCAAGUUACAAUGGAAGUCAGACGAUCUUCGGGCGAAAAGUUUGAGAAAUGCAUCCUUCCAUCGUCUAAUUCAGAACCACUUACUACCUUCAAAUCUGCGAUUGUGGAAAGAGGGGAUCUGUGGAAUCAAACAGUUCGCAUUACUCUCCCCCCUGAGGAAGUGCCUGAUGCUCACAUUGUGUUGUACGUAUCGGACAUGCCUGGCGCAAACUUCGCAGUUGCACAUAUGCCCUUAUGGGACCGCGAGGCGUUUGUGAGAGACGGCAAACACACGCUAUUGCUAUACAAAGCCGACGACAACACGGGCACAGCUCAGGCAGGGCCUACAGGUAGAGGCGGUUAUCUAUCGCUUCCUUCAGAGCCUCGAACCCGAGAUGAACGCUCUAGCGACGUUACCGGACCGUUGGCAAUUAUAAACACACGAACCUUCCUCUGCAGCACUCGUUUCUCCCAAGAUCGAAUCAUUCUUGGUUUGCUACGAUGGAGAGAGCUUUCUAGUGAGGAUCUAAACUCUGUGCUGAGACAGCUCAUGUUCGUGCCAGAGAUUGAAAUUGUGCAGUUGCUCAGCGAUAUUCUUGACAAUCUAUUCGCCGUUUUGGUGGAACACGCUGGCAAAGACGAGUACGAAGAUUUAGUCUUCACAGCUCUUGUCCGAGUGUUGGAUAUUGUCCACGACAGAAGAUUUAACCUUGUCCCAAUUGUUGAUCGAUAUGCUGCCACUCGGUUCAACUACCCUUAUGCAACUACAUGUUUGAUUCGAGCCCUCACAAGAUUACUCGAACAUUCUACGGAACCAGAAGCAGCUAGGAAACUACGAGCAACUUUGAAAAUUGUGCAGCAAAUCCUGCGAUUUAUCACACAUGCCAGAGAUCAGCAAAGAGCCAAAGAGGCAGACUUAGGAAUUGCCACGCCUCCCCACGCUUUCAACAAACAGUUGCGCUCUGUCUUCAAAGCCUUGGAUGAAAUGAUGCAGAAUCCUGCACCAGUUCUCGUCGGUAGCCAGACACUAGCGGUCCAACACUUUCAUACCUGGCUUCCAGAACUGACAAAACUUCUACCUACAGAAGAGAUUCUUCACAUAGCCAUUGAUUUCAUGGACUCCUGCAGCAACGUCAAAGGCAAGCUUAUCCUCUACAAGCUUAUCUUGAUUAUCAACUAUUCUCAAUUGGAAAUCUUUGCUCAUCCCGAUCAACGGGCAGCUCUUAGCGCCAAUACUGUCCGAUGGAUUAGUCCUCACUGGGGUCAUACAUUGGAAGUUAGUGACCAGUGGCGUGAACAAGUACGCCUGUGCUGCUCAGUUCUCGCCAGUCAAUUGGAAUACCUUGGUCCAGAAAUCCCAGACCAUGUGCCAAGGGCCGUGGAUUCAUAUCUGGCGAUGCUAAACAGCCCAUUGAAGCCUCGAAAUAAGCUGUCCCUGCUAUUUCCGUCUGUAUAUCCAUUCCCUAGCAAGGCUGUCGCUGAGGACUUGAGUAUGGAUGAAGGUCUCGCGGAACUCUCUGCUAUUCUAUCAGCCAUGGCAACAUCACCUUCAGGAAUGCAGCUAGAGUUGGCUGAAAAUGAUCUCACUAUUCUCCUAGAGAACCUUCUGCGCGUACAAAUGAGUAUUCUACAGGCGGAUGCCUUCCCAGAUGGAUGGCUCAGUGUUCACAUCUACCAUCACAAGUCAACAAUGCGAACCCUUCAAUACCUUUCCGGCAUAUUGUUGGACUCUUUCUUACCCGAUCCGGACGAUGGAGAAAACUUCAACACGGAGCUCUGGAAGCUAUUCUUUGCGUCUCUAUUAAAAUUGGUUGGAACCCCGUCUUUGGCUCUAGAGACCUUCCCAGAACAGAAGAGGCGCGCGGUGUGGAAGAUUGCUGGUGACGUGAGGGAGGAUGGUGCUGCCCUACUUCGGCGAAUGUGGGAAGCUAUUGGGUGGGAGACAACCCCAGAGGAACGCGCGAGAUAUAGUCUCACAAAGAUUGGCGGUUAUCAAGUACAAUAUGUUCCAACUCUGGUCGCUCCCAUUGUUGAACUAUGUCUUAGUGUGCAUGAGGGCUUGCGAGGAAUGGCGGUUGAAGUACUGCAGACGAUGAUUAUUAGCGAGUGGUCUCUUAGUGAUGAUCUGGCAGUGAUUCAAACGGAAGUUGUGGAUUGCUUGGACACGUUUUUCAAAACAAAACCACUUACCGAGAGUGUUUUGCAGAAGCUCUUCCUUGGCGAAUUACUCGAAAGAUUCGAGCCUCUUGCGGAAACAUCAGACGAACCGCUGUAUGCUGCUACCCAAGAACUAAUCGGCACAUUGGAUGAGUUUCUCGAUCUUUUGGUUGCAGUUCACAGUAACGACGAUAACUCUGGUGCUUUUGAUAUCAUCAACCGACUGAGGCUUAUGGAGUUUCUCCGAGAUAUGCAGAAGCAGGAGAUCUUUGUCCGCUAUGUCCAGCAGCUGGCUACCGUUCAAGCGGACUCUGGAAACCAUUGUGAAGCCGGCCUGGCGCUGCGAUUACACGCAGACCUCUAUGAAUGGGAUCCAAAUCGUCAAGCACCCGCACUCCGAGAUCCCGACUUUGACGCACAGAAUCAUUUCGAACGAAAAGAAAAGAUCUAUUUCAACAUGAUCAAACACUUUGAGGAAGGCGAAUCAUGGAGCAACGCGCUAACGGCAUAUAAAGAAUUGAAGCAUCAGUAUGAAACCAACAUAUUCGAUUUUGCCAAGCUAGCACGAACUGAGCGAGCCAUUGCAACGAUUUACGAGAUGAUAUCAAAAAGCGACAAGAUUGUGCCCAAGUACUUCAAAGUCACAUACAAGGGGCUCGGCUUCCCCGCGGCACAGAGAGACAAGGUCUUCAUUUUUGAGGGCUCCCACUCCGAGAGAGGUUCGGCAUUUGCCGAUAGACUGCAAGAACAGUACCCAGCUGCCAAAAUUGUCACAUCUGAGGAUAUCGAUGAGGUAGAGGGUCAGUUCCUGUCGAUAUCAAGCAUCUCACCUCACCGUGAUCUUAGCCACCAAGUUCUGCAGCGGGCUAGAGUUCCUCAGGUUAUCCGUGAUUUCUUGCUAUCCUCUCACCCUCAAUCCUUUUCUGUUACCACCAAAAGGAAUACAUCUGGCCCAGUCCAUGACCACUGUGCUGUCAAAAUGCUUCUUACUGCAGCGGAACCAUUCCCAACAAUCUUGCGCCGAUCCGAAGUUGUUGAUGUUCAGGAACUGCGCCUUGAUGCCCAUCAGACUGCGUUAGAGCGAAUUUUGCGCAAGACACAGGAGGUUUCAACGCUAGAACGUCGUAUAGCGGAUGGUCAAGAGCAAGCAUUGCCAGCUUUGGCCGACUUGAUCGCUGCAUCGGUGGAACCUGAUUCUGAGACCAGCAUCGCAGCCUACAGACAACUUCUACCGCAACCAACAAGACCUGGUUCAGGCGAGGAUGAUGAUGAAGAUGAGGAGGAAGAGGAAGAAGAGGAAACUCCUGACCUUGAACCCCGAGAUCUCGCCAUACAAACGGCCCUAUUUGACCACGCUCUUGCCAUUAAGUCAAGCCUGGCUCUAUUGUUGCGUUCCAAAACAAGCUCAAUUAACGCUCGCCAUGACGGCCUGCAAAGAAAAUUUGAAAUUAGCUUUGCGCCAGAGGUGUCACAGUUUGCACCUGCACCGUCACCACAGCCUGCUAUGUCCACGCCUUCAACAGCAUGGAAAGGCUCACCUUCCAUCAACCAAAGCCCGUGGACCAGCAUAGCAUCACCGGCAACUCUUGGAAGGGGAGAAGAAGCUGCCAUAGUACGUCAGGUUACUGUCCAACAGAAGGGCACCCGCCUCAGCUUCUUAGGUGGUCGCAAGAAGAGCCACGACCCGUCAGCAGACUUUCCUUUAAGCCCAAUGUCCAACAAUGCUGUUAAUGGGCACAGGCGCAGUCUAAGCAAGGAUAAGUCUUCUCCAAACCGCUUCUGGUCGCCAGCCUCUGAAACCGUCACCAGCCCUAUCCUUAAUGCCAGACGGCAGAGCACUCCCAGUCGAGACAGUCUCGAUAAUAGAUCAUCGCAGGAUGGCCGCCCCUCGCUAGACAAGGAACCAAGUCCUUUAAAGAGAGGGGGCAGUAUGCGAAAGCGACUGAGCUUAUUAAAGAUUGGGUUGAAGCCCAGCCGGUCGACCAACUUUAUGGGCAGCGUUGACGAAGAAAGAGAGUAAAUACCUCUCCUUUCCCGCCCCUCAACCUUUCCUAUUCAUUUCUUUGUUUAUUUCUAUUUCUUCUCUCAUGAUACUUUUUCAUUGAUGAGAUGAUUCUACAGCUCUUUACUUUACUUUCCUUCUUGCGAAAAUCUUUUGCAACUACCAGUAUUUCCGCCCCCGGGCUCUACUAUUUUAUUUGUCGUUCGAAUAUUUUGCGCCGGUGUUCUGGACAGCACCCGAGAACUUUGAGUCAUUUAGUGUUGAUGCAUAUAUACUGCUGCAUUGUACGUCUAGCGAAUAAAGACAGACAGUCAUAUACUGUCGUCUUGUUUCUUCUUUAUUCUUCAUGUAAAUAUAUAGUUAAUAAGCAGUACACCUACAAACAUUGUAUUUCGCUUUGAGCCUCCUACAAACAUUUACUUCUUGUAUUCACAUUUUAUGAUGAUGGCAUUGAAGAGAAAUAGUUAUAUCAUACAUUUGCCUAUAAAUCAUUGUGGCUUUUCAUGUACAAAAGGAGUCUACGCCGCACCGUUCUACUACACGCUCUGUUUAAUGGAGCAUCAACUUCCUCCACCCUAUGCCGUCAAUUCAGCCAUGCGCCUCUCUAGCUCAGGUACCUGGCGCAGCUUAACCUCGAGUUCCUCCUUUUCGUCCUCGAGCUUCAGACGCUUAUCAGCGUCGAGCUUGGUGAAGACAAAGUUGCCCUGUCCGUCGAAUUGCAGAAUGUGGGUAUGGUAUUUCCAGAGACUGCGACGAUGGCUGACAGUCAUAAGAGUGAUACCGAGAGCCUUGGCGUUAUCGUACAUGACCUUUUCUGUUUCAAGGGUGACACUGCUGGUGCAUUCAUCGAGGAUGGCGUAUUGCGGACGGUGGUAGAAGAGACGGGCCAUGGCAACACGUUGCUGGAGGCCACCAGAGAGCACAUCUCUCCACUCAGCCUCGGCAUCCCAACCUUCGUCGUAGAGUUCUACCAGAUGUUCAAGGCCAAGAAUCUUGAGAAUCUCAAAGAGGUCUGCGUCCGUAGUUCCGCGGUAUCGCAUCUGUCGAAGAGAAUCGGGGUAAAUAAUUUGCUGGCGGAGAGAGCCGCGCGAGAGGUAUGGGCGCUGGGGAAUGUAGAAGAUGGCACUGAAUGGAGGCUUGUAGACCGUUCCGCCGUAAACGGGCCAGAGACCGCCAAGAAUACGGAAGAGGGAGGACUUUCCGCAACCGUUGGGACCGACAACAAGCAAGUGGUCGCCAUACUUGAGAGAGAACGAGAGGGCUUUGACGAGGACAUCGCCGUUGGGAGAGACAAUUGGUACGUCAAUAAAUGUGAUAUCCUUGCUCUCAUGUACGGUACCGCGGCCCUUGAGGACGGCGGCGUUGUCUUCUGUUCCAGAGGACGAUACGAGCUUCUUCUCAAAGUGGCCGGCCUGGAUGUCGUCCAUGACGUCUAGCAGGGACGCGACACGUGAGGUGUAUCCGGCCAACUCCAUGAUUUCGCGGUAAGAGAACAUGAUACGGCCAAAGGCGUCAGAGGCUGACAGAAGCAUGCGUCGGUUGGUGACGAAGGACUCGGUUCGGUCGCCCAUGUUCAUAGCAAUAUGGCCAGGGAGCUUAACAAAGACAGGUACACUGCAAAGGACAAGACCCAGAGCACCCCAGAAGUACUUAAUGACAAAGUCUUCCAUGAAACCGUGAUAGAAGCGUCGUCGAAGAAUAUAGUUAACGUGCUUGAUGAGAGUGAAGUAGCCCUUGUCGAGGGUAUCCUUUUCGGCGUUGUGUCCAGCAUAGAGAGCGACCUCCUCGGCAUGGUCAAUAAGGCGAGAGUGUUGGAAGCGGAAUUCACCUUCCAGGCGGGCCUCAUCAGCAACGUAUUUGCCAAAGGGAGGAGUCAACAUGCGCAUGACGUUGGCCGAGAGCUGCACGAGGAGUGACAUAAAGACGACACCCUCGCCACCAACGCUGUUGGAUAGGGAAUAUGUAUAGAUGGU
Messenger RNA from [Torrubiella] hemipterigena, 8339 nucleotides. Lineage: Eukaryota; Fungi; Ascomycota; Sordariomycetes; Hypocreales; Clavicipitaceae. The record is from the annotation of a GenBank genome assembly.